GGAAGACGCAGACUCCCGGCCUGAAACUAUAGCACUACAAUUCCGGAACGAAGAUCAAACUGUUGAUUUCUUUUCUUUUUUUUUUUUUAAAAAAAAUAUGCUCAGCAUACAGUUCUUAUUCAACCCAGAAUCUUCAUUCAAGUUUUAAACCCAGAAAAAUAGCAGAUGAAGUUAAAUUUUUUCUAACUGGACUAACUCAGUUCCUUGAUUGUCUCAUUUCAGCAAAACUCGGUUAAUGCAUUGUUUAUAUGAAACCCACAUUUCCUCGGUAUCUUGCCGCCUGAAAGUGUAUCUCCUCAAGGUUGUGGGAAAAUGGGUUUUAGAGUGAUUCUACUGUUUGUGUGGUGUAUCUUUCUGUCAUGGUUUUCACUGUCUUUAGCAGAAGAUGUAAAGGUCGUUGUUGAAGGAGUCACCUCCAUAGCCACCACAGAUGAUAACUUCGUGUGUGCCACUCUUGAUUGGUGGCCCAGUGGAAAAUGCGACUACAAUCAGUGCCCCUGGGGAAAAGCCGGCAUUCUCAAUCUGGAUUUAAACAACAAGAUUCUUCUGAAUGCUAUCAAGGCAUUUAGCCCCCUUAGAAUCAGAUUGGGAGGUUCUUUGCAAGAUCAGGUUCUGUACAAAGUUGGAACUCAAGUCAGGAAAUGCCCUCACUUCAAAAACAGGAAAAAUGGCUUGUUUGGAUUCAGCGAAGGUUGCCUCUCCAUGGAGAGAUGGGACCAGAUCAAUAACUUACUCAACCAAACGGGAGCAUUAUUCACAUUUGGAUUGAAUGCCCUCAUUGGGAGGGAAAAGCUUAGCAACAACGAUACGCUUUAUGUAGGCAACUGGAGUUCACAAAAUGCUCGUGACCUCAUGAAGUAUAGCGUAGCAAAGGAAUACAAAAUAGAUUCGUAUGAACUUGGAAAUGAGUUAUGUGCAGGCGGGGUAUCUGCAAGAGUAAAGGCUGAUCAGUAUGGAAAAGAUUUCAUUACUCUCAAAGAACUUGUUAAAGAAUUGUACCCCGAUCCCACCACACAACCGAAGGUAUUGGGUCCGGCUGGCUUUUAUGAUGAGAAAUGGUUUAGCACCUUCCUUGAGGUCACAGGACCAAAUGUGGUGGAUGGAGUAACACACCACACCUACAAUCUUGGUGCUGGUGUUGAUCCCACUCUUAUCAACAAGGUACAAGAUCCAUAUUUUCUAGACCAGGUAGCUCAGACUUACAAGGAUGUCUCAACAACCAUCAAGUGGUUUGGGCCAUGGUCAGAAGCAUGGAUUGGCGAAGCUGGUGGAGCUUAUAACAGUGGUGGCAGAUAUGUGUCACAUACUUUUGUUGAUGGCUUUUGGUAUUUGGAUCAAUUAGGAAUGGCAUCAACUUUCAACCACAAAGUUUUCUGUAGACAAGCACUUAUAGGGGGAAAUUAUGGUCUGCUUAAUACUACAACAUUUAUCCCCAACCCAGAUUAUUAUGGCGCACUUUUGUGGCAUCGCUUAAUGGGAAAGAACGUACUUUCUGCAACUCACAGGAGCUCCCCUUAUUUGCGGGCAUAUUCUCAUUGCUCAAAGGACAGUCUGGGCAUUACUGUAAUUCUGAUUAACAUGUCGAAUUCUACUACCUUCGACAUCUCGGUCACUGAUGAUGUGAAUUUGUAUCCUGACCGACACGAGCUGACUGAGGAGAAUUCUCAAGAGGCACAAAGAAGAGAAGAGUACCAUUUAACUCCCAAAGAUGGCAACAUCCAAAGUGAUGUAGUGCUACUAAAUGGAACCCCCUUGGUGCUCACAGAAUCACUGGGCAUUCCCACUUUGAACCCCAAGCUUGUGGAUCCUUCAAAACCUAUUACUGUUGUGCCUGAUUCAAUUGUCUUUGCAACCUUGAGGAACUUCAAGGCUCCAACAUGUGCUUAGUUGCUCUGUCUCUAUUUUCCAUGUUGUUUUCUUUGGGAAGGAUCCCAUUUCGUAUAUUUGUUUUUUUAUUUUUAGUUAUGAGCUAUUAAGGAUGUGGAGAUUGUUUUGAUUGUAGUUUUAAUUUGAGCGUAGGAGUGUGGUAGGAGUUUUCACUUGCAAUUUUUUAAAAAGAUUUUUCCCUCAA
Molecule: messenger RNA, 2071 nt
Organism: Malania oleifera
Lineage: Eukaryota; Viridiplantae; Streptophyta; Magnoliopsida; Santalales; Ximeniaceae
Product: heparanase-like protein 2
Exons: 9
Coding region: 313-1887 (524 amino acids)
Cellular component (GO): membrane; plant-type cell wall
Molecular function (GO): beta-glucuronidase activity
Source: RefSeq, a predicted model, not a curated record